AUGCGCCGUCGACUCGCCCUCGUCGUCCUCGUCCCGUUUCGCGAGGACGACACCCUCGCUCGUCGCUCCCAGCUCGAUCAUCUCAUCCAGCGCUUUCGCGACGUCGCGUUCGUGGACGAAUGCGCGCCCGCGCUCGUCGUCGUGGCCAAACAAACCUUUGACGGACGAAAGUUCAACCGAGGCCAGGCGUUGAACAUCGCGUACGCCGUCGCGCGCGAGCGGUUUUCGAGCGAGAUCGACGACGAGCGAACGCUCGUGGUGUGUCACGACUGCGACAUGGCGCCGCGGGCGUCGACGGCGGCGCUGUACUUUGAAAGACCGAGCGCGAGACCCGGGACGCGCGUGUUGGAGGCGAGCGGAUGUCGAUACGCCGCGGACGGCUGUUUCGGUGGCGUCACCGUGUACGACGUCGAGAGUUGGGUGGCCACGAACGGGUACCCGAACGGGUUCUGGGGGUGGGGUGGAGAGGAUCACGCGCAGUUCGCGAGGACGGUCGCGGCGGGCGUACGCGUCGAACGGGUGCCGAACGCGGCUUUCGACGAUUUGGAACAGGGCGUCGAAACGGUUGAACUCAAGCUCGCGCGCUUAGACGAAUCGAAUGCGCGGAUACGACAGAAAGAGAAGAACGAAUUGCUGCGGCUGGACGCGAAGAAUUGGAGGAACGACGGAUUGAACGCGCUUCGCUUCUCGGUCGUGAGCGAGGAGGUGACGGUGUCGACGCCCGCGCUCACGUGCGUUGAAAUCGACGUAGAGCUGCUGAGCGAGCGACCGGGAUACGCGGUGUGUCAUGCGUGUGAAAGAGAUCUCCCGGAGAGCGAUUACUCGUCGAACAGUCUUCGCAGGAUCAAGUGGAUGCGUGAGAGACAGCGAACGACGAUGCACGGAAAAUCGUGCGCCGACUGCACAAAGAAACUGCCAAACCAGGUCGCGGAGCGGCGAAACAUCGAAGCGAACGAGGCGAACCUCGAGGAGCGCUUGACGUGCAUGGAUUGCGCGACAAAGUUUGAAAGCAGAAACGCGCUGUUCAAGCAUCUCGCGGCGACGUCGUGCGGCGACGAGGAUUAG
This is a messenger RNA of Ostreococcus tauri, 1065 nucleotides long. RefSeq names its product Beta-1,4-galactosyltransferase. Gene Ontology annotation, biological process: carbohydrate metabolic process. The transcript has a single exon. The record is from RefSeq and is a predicted model, not a curated record. The coding region runs from base 1 to 1065 and encodes 354 amino acids. NCBI's taxonomy places the organism in Eukaryota, Viridiplantae, Chlorophyta, Mamiellophyceae, Mamiellales, Bathycoccaceae. Gene Ontology annotation, molecular function: glycosyltransferase activity.